AUGGAUCCUAUCGAACAAAUGCGUCAACAAGUGUGUGAGGAGCUCCACGGUGCUGUCACCAUCAUUGUAUUGGGUGCCUCGGGUGAUUUGGCAAAGAAGAAGACCUUCCCUGCUUUGUUUGGGUUAUUCAGAAACGGCUUCUUGCCUGGCAACACUCGUAUCGUUGGUUAUGCUCGUACCAAGAUGGACCAUGAUCAAUUCAUCGAUCGUGUUACUCAUUACAUCAAGUCAAAGGAUCAUGAAAAACAAUUGGAGGAGUUCAAAUCCAUUUUGUCCUAUUUGCCUGGCCAAUACGAUGAAGAUGAAUCCUUUAUCAAAUUGGACAAGGCUGUCCAUGAAUGCGAAGAGGAGCGCAAGAUUGAGGUUGGUAGAAGACACCGUGUCUUUUACAUGGCUUUGCCUCCUUCUGUCUUUAUCCCUGUUGCCAAGGGUUUGAAGAAGAACGUUUAUGCAAAGGAAGGUCUUAACCGUAUUGUGGUUGAGAAGCCUUUUGGUGAAGACAGCGAGUCUUCUGCACAUCUUGCAAAGGAAUUGGGUGCUUGUUUCACAGAAGAGGAGACGUUCCGUAUCGAUCAUUACCUCGGUAAAGAAAUGGUCAAGAACGUCAUGAUGGUCAGAUUUGCCAACAUCUUCUUUUCUCAAAUCUGGAACCGCUCCAACAUUGACAAUAUUCAAAUCACAUUCAAGGAGCCCUUUGGUACCGAGGGACGUGGUGGCUACUUUGAUGAAUUUGGUAUCAUUCGUGAUGUCAUGCAAAACCAUCUGUUGCAGGUGUUAUCUUUGAUUGCUAUGGAACGCCCCAUCUCCACUGAUGCUGAAGCCAUUCGUGACGAAAAGGUCAAGGUGCUCAAGUGCAUUCCUCCUAUCUCUGUCAAUGAUGCUCUUCUCGGCCAAUACGUUGCUGCUAAUGGUAAGCCCAGUUAUCUCGACGAUGAGACCAUCAAGAACAAGGAUAGUUUGACUCCUACUUUUGCUGCUCUCGUCUUGUUUAUUCAAAACGAGCGCUGGGAAGGUGUUCCAUUUGUGUUGAAGGCUGGUAAGGCAUUGAACGAAGCCAAGGUGGAGGUGCGUAUUCAGUUCCGUAACGUUGCUGGAUCUCUUUACAAGAACGCUGCUCGUAAUGAGCUUGUGAUGCGUGUUCAACCCGAUGAGGCUGUGUAUAUCAAGUUUAACAACAAGCAGCCUGGUCUCUCUUAUCAAACCAUUCAGACUGAACUCGAUUUGACCUACCACAGCCGUUAUACCGACUUGGCUAUCCCUGAUGCCUAUGAAUCCUUGAUCUUGGAUGUCCUGAGAAACGACCACAGUAACUUUGUCCGUGAUGAUGAAUUGGAAGCUGCUUGGAAGAUCUUUACUCCCUUGUUGCACAAGAUUGAUGCACAUCACGAAGACAUCAAGCUAUCCAACUACAAGUACGGUUCAAGAGGUCCUGCUGAAUUGGAUGAUUUCAUGAAAAAGUAUGGUUACGAUCGCUCCAAUGCCAACUAUAGCUGGCCCCUUCAAAGCGUUGCCCCUGGAAAGCAAGAGUAA
This is a messenger RNA of Mucor velutinosus, 1530 nucleotides long. RefSeq lists its product as uncharacterized. NCBI's taxonomy places the organism in Eukaryota, Fungi, Mucoromycota, Mucoromycetes, Mucorales, Mucoraceae. Gene Ontology annotation, cellular component: cytosol. Gene Ontology annotation, molecular function: glucose-6-phosphate dehydrogenase activity; NADP binding. The coding region runs from base 1 to 1530 and encodes 509 amino acids. The transcript has 3 exons. Gene Ontology annotation, biological process: glucose metabolic process; pentose-phosphate shunt, oxidative branch. The record is from RefSeq and is a predicted model, not a curated record.